Molecule: messenger RNA, 936 nt
Organism: Sordaria macrospora k-hell
Lineage: Eukaryota; Fungi; Ascomycota; Sordariomycetes; Sordariales; Sordariaceae
Source: RefSeq, a predicted model, not a curated record
AUGAAACCAUCAACCCUCCUCACCCUAACGGCCACAGCCGCCUCCACCACGGCUUUCACCCUUCCCUUCAAGUUCCGACGGGACGAUGCCACCCACACCCCAAACCGCCGUCUCGCCCACAACCCACCCACCUACGCCGGCAAUGCCCAUAUCAAGGCCGUCGCCGGCAGCAAGCCGCAAUCCCUCCGCGCAGGCGCUUACCUCGCCUAUCACCCACCGGCCGCCACUCCCGAGCACCCGACCCAAAACCAAGACAUGAUCCAGUCCGUCACCGGCUCCGUCGUCAUUCCCAAGAUCUACAUGCCCGAAUCGGGCCCCACAGCCGGCAACGUCGUAGGGGAGUACUCUGCCUCGAUCUGGGUCGGCAUCGACGGGGCCUCGGCCACGGACAACUUCAUCCUUCCCGGGACCAACAACACAUGUAACCCGUUGGGCCAAUCCCUUCGUGCGGGAGUCGACAUCUUCUGGGACGGCACCUUGGACGGCCAACAGACGCCGUACGUCUGGGCGCAGUGGUACCCUGCCGAGCACGCCCGGGGGUUUCUCGGCUUCGAGGCUGCGCCCGGCGAUGAGCUGCGGUUCUCCGUCCCCAAGGGCGUGGAUGGUAAAGUCAGGAUACCGAUUGCCACGGGCAGUCUGAUCUGGAAGAACAUGCCGGGAUUGUGCUCGGCGCAGGCGAGCUGGAUUGUGGAGGAUUUCCCGCUGCAGGAGAGACCCGAGCUGCCCAGUGCGCUGGGGAAUUUUACGGAUGUGAGGUUUGCGGAGAUGGGUGUCGCGACGUGGUUUGGAUACAAUUUGACGGAUGAGAAGGUGGCCACGGAACUGAAGAUGUUGGAGAUUUAUGAUGCUGGACAGGGAGGGACUUUGGCGAAGUGCAAGGCGGAGGGAGAGGGGGAGAAGACGGGUGUGAUUUGUAAGAGGGUUGUUGAGGCUUGA